AUGACCGAGCAGCAGAGUGAACUGAAAAAAGGCAAUUGGGAUCGAUUUUGGAGUCCAUUCCUUGAAGCCUGGGCGUUGUUCAAGGAUCCCGCGGCUCAAUCCACACAUAUUAUUGCCUACUUGGCUCGGGACCAAAUGAAGGCCUUGUGUUUUUACACAAACUCUGAGGAACGUCGUGUGUCAAGGAAAGUGAUCUGGCAUUAUUAUAUUGUGAUCCAGCUCGCCAUUAGCCUGGUGAGCCUGUGCCUCGGCGUUCUUGAGUCCAUGGAUGAUAUUGCCAGCCUGGGACGAGAUUUGGUCUUCACAAUAACGACCAUAUUCAUAUUCCUAAGAAUAGUGUUCUUUGCUCAGUAUGCCGAUGAUUUGGAUGUGGUUAUAGAUGCCCUCGAGGACAUUUAUCAUUGGAAGAUAAAGGGCCCAGGAAGUGAGGAAGUGCGUGUCACCCAGCGUAUUCGCUUCUUGAUGUUUAUGAGCUUGAUAGUGGCUUGGUUUAUCUUUCUUAUAUCAUUCAUCCUGAUAAAAAUAUCAACGCCCUUUUGGAUGGAAUCGCAAAUACUGCCCUUUCACGUCGCCUGGCCCUUUCAACUGCACGAUCCCUCGAAGCACCCGAUUACCUAUGCCAUUAUCUUUGUAAGUCAAAGCACCACCGUGCUCUAUUGGCUGAUUUGGCUCGGGGCUGUGGAGAACAUGGCCGUGUCCAUCUUCUUCGAGUUGACUUCUUCUCUGAGGGUACUUUGCAUCGAGCUGCGUAACCUGCAAGAACUCUGCCAAGGCGAUGAGAACUUGCUGGCAAGAGAGCUUUUUCGACUUACCAAGUUCCAUCAGCGAAUCAUUUCAAUAUCCGAUAGUUGUAACAAUAUUUUCAAUGGAGCAUUCAUCAUGCAAAUGCUGGUAAAUUUCGUUUUAGUCUCAUUGUCUCUUUUUGAAGUUUUGGUAGCCAGAAAGAAUCCUCAAGUGGCAGCCGAGUAUCUAAUUGUCAUGUUGAUGACUCUGGGUCACCUCUCAUUCUGGUCGAAAUUCGGAGAUAUGUUUUCCGAGGAAUCCGAGCAAGUGGCCUUGGCAGUAUAUGAGGCUUAUGACCCCACUGUAGGUUCCUUUAAAAUCCAUCGCCACUUUCGGUUUUUUAUUCAAAGAGCCCAAACCCCACUUAUCAUGAGCGCAAGUCCUUUUCCAUCAUUUAACAUGGUGAAUUACAUGUUUAUACUAAAGCAGUGCUAUUCAAUUAUGACUCUAUUGACAAGAACGUUGGAGUAA
Molecule: messenger RNA, 1254 nt
Organism: Drosophila rhopaloa
Lineage: Eukaryota; Metazoa; Arthropoda; Insecta; Diptera; Drosophilidae
Gene: Or65a
Product: odorant receptor 65a
Exons: 5
Coding region: 1-1254 (417 amino acids)
Biological process (GO): sensory perception of smell; detection of chemical stimulus involved in sensory perception of smell
Cellular component (GO): plasma membrane
Molecular function (GO): odorant binding; olfactory receptor activity
Source: RefSeq, a predicted model, not a curated record